UCUGAAAUACGAUCUGGAGACUUUCUGGCAGUGCUGACCUGCCCAAGAGAACAUGCCUCUCGCGAAGGACCUCCUGCCCCCGUCCCCGGAAGAGGAGGAGAGGAAGCCCAAGAAGAAGCGCCUGGUGCAGAGCCCCAACUCCUACUUCACGGGCGUGAAGUGCCCAGGAUGCUACAAAAUCACGACCAUGUUCAGCCACGUGCAGACCGCGGUGCUGUCUGGGGGCUGCUCCACCCUCCUGUGCCAGCCGACAGAAGGACAAGCAAGGCUCACGGAAGGAUGCUCCUUCAGAUGGAAGCAGCACUAAAAGCCCCGAGUCAACAUGAGUGGGGAACUAUCCCAACAAACAGAUUUAGGAUUAAAAAAAAUAAUAAUAAAAUAAAAUAAGAUAGAAUAGAAUAGAAUAGAAUAGAAUAAAAUAAAAUAAAAUAAAAUA
This is a messenger RNA of Felis catus (domestic cat), 436 nucleotides long. RefSeq names its product 40S ribosomal protein S27-like. Gene Ontology annotation, molecular function: RNA binding; structural constituent of ribosome. The record is from RefSeq and is a predicted model, not a curated record. Gene Ontology annotation, cellular component: cytosolic small ribosomal subunit; ribosome. NCBI's taxonomy places the organism in Eukaryota, Metazoa, Chordata, Mammalia, Carnivora, Felidae. The transcript has a single exon. The coding region runs from base 53 to 307 and encodes 84 amino acids. Gene Ontology annotation, biological process: translation; ribosomal small subunit assembly.